This is a messenger RNA of Micropterus salmoides (largemouth bass), 5698 nucleotides long. RefSeq names its product potassium voltage-gated channel, shaker-related subfamily, beta member 2 a (gene kcnab2a). Gene Ontology annotation, cellular component: cytoplasm; membrane; voltage-gated potassium channel complex. Gene Ontology annotation, biological process: potassium ion transport; regulation of potassium ion transmembrane transport; transmembrane transport. Gene Ontology annotation, molecular function: transmembrane transporter binding; voltage-gated potassium channel activity; potassium channel regulator activity. The transcript is spliced from 14 exons. The coding region runs from base 847 to 2043 and encodes 398 amino acids. Lineage: Eukaryota; Metazoa; Chordata; Actinopteri; Centrarchiformes; Centrarchidae. The record is from RefSeq and is a predicted model, not a curated record.
CAACGGGCUGAGCUUACGAGUGAAUAUGAGGUUGCCCUAUUCCUAACAUGCAGUAGUAUUCAGUAAAAUAUUCAGCAGCCGGGGUGACUGUCAAGGCGGACUCAAGGGGCGAUGAAAACCUCCUGGAACUGUGUGUUUAAUUCCCUCCAUCUCUUUGUGUGGAUCUAUGCCUUUCCACUCUUAAGGCUUGGUGGAAAGAGGUGUUAUCUCUAGCACUGAGCUCUGCUUUAAAAGGAAAUUGGAAAUCUGCCUGUCAGCCUCGGAUGAGCUUCUGAUUAAUAGAUUGAGCGGGAGGACAACCAGAUGAAUAAAGGAGAAACUUGCAGAGGGAAACUCAGACAAGCGCUGCUUUUUUGGACUCAGAUUUUUAAAAGAUUUAGCCUUUUCUUUUAUUUAUAGAUUUGUACUGGACUAGCGUCUUAUGUAUCUGAAGUCUGCAACGAUUGUACAUUUGUUUCUCACACCAGCUGAGGCAGAGAUGCUGUAAUGGUGUGCUUGGAUUUAGACUUCCUUAGAGAGGAUUUUGUUUUCACCUGAUCAGCGGUCCUUCACUGUUUGAAUACAUUCUGAUCUGCCCUCCCACCCUUCUGCCCCUCUUUUUUUUUUUUCUUUUUUCUUUUUUUUUUACUGAACAUUGUAAGCUGCUCAGUCACUGAGCAGUGAUUUCAAACGGAGAGACAGAGUGCGAGGCUGGAUUUGGAGUAGUUGCGUCCUACAGACUUCAUUCUGUCACGCUCUUUAGAGGGUCCUCAGACUUUCUACCUCUGUGAGUUUGCAGUACCUGAUUUAGCCAGAGGAGAGUUUAAUUAGAGGAUCUGCGCUUGGGACAGCCGGCCAAAAGCCAGGAUGCAGGUGUCAUUAGUGUGCACGGACCACCGUGGGGGGGUGAGCCGCACCACGGAGGACCGGCUAAAUCGACAGAAUGCCAACAGCCCCAGCACAGGCACCCGCAGCAAGUUCAGAGCGGUGGCGAUGGUGGCUCGCAGUCUUGGACAACUCUCUGUUCAGAGUGUGCCUUCCUCCAGCGAGCAAAGCAUGAGGACUGGCAUGAAGUAUAGAAACCUUGGGAAGUCGGGACUGCGGGUGUCCUGCCUCGGAUUAGGAACAUGGGUGACCUUCGGUGGACAGAUAACGGAUGAGAUGGCAGAGCAGCUGAUGACUCUGGCCUACGAAAAUGGCAUCAAUCUGUUUGACACAGCGGAGGUCUACGCUGCUGGGAAGGCAGAGGUGGUGCUCGGAAACAUCAUAAAGAAGAAAGGAUGGAGACGUUCGAGUCUGGUGAUAACAACAAAGAUCUUCUGGGGUGGAAAAGCGGAAACUGAAAGAGGUUUAUCCCGAAAACAUAUUAUAGAAGGUUUAAAGGCCUCUCUAGAAAGACUGCAAUUAGACUAUGUGGAUGUGGUUUUUGCGAACAGACCGGACCCUAACACACCUAUGGAAGAAACAGUUCGAGCAAUGACCCAUGUGAUAAACCAAGGCAUGGCAAUGUACUGGGGAACAUCCCGCUGGAGCCCAAUGGAGAUAAUGGAGGCAUACUCUGUGGCGCGACAGUUCAACCAGAUUCCCCCCAUCUGUGAGCAGGCUGAGUACCACAUGUUCCAGAGAGAGAAGGUGGAGGUGCAGUUGCCUGAGCUCUUCCAUAAGAUCGGUGUGGGGGCCAUGACGUGGUCACCACUGGCCUGCGGGAUCAUCUCAGGGAAAUAUGACGGCAGGGUGCCUCCCUACUCUCGGGCCUCUCUGAAGGGUUACCAGUGGUUGAAGGACAAGAUCUUGAGCGAGGAGGGCCGGCGUCAGCAGGCGAAGUUGAAAGAGCUGCAGGCAAUCGCGGAGCGGCUGGGCUGCACUCUGCCCCAACUCGCCAUCGCGUGGUGUCUACGGAACGAGGGGGUGAGCUCUGUCCUUUUAGGGGCGUCCAACACCGACCAGCUGAUGGAGAACAUAGGAGCAAUACAGGUUCUUCCAAAGUUGUCGUCGUCCAUCACACACGAGGUGGACAGCAUCCUGGGGAACAAGCCGUACAGUAAAAAGGACUACCGCUCCUAACGCGCAGCAUGGCCCCCGCCCGGCAGGCCUGCAGCCGCAGCGCCCCACCUUUGCCUGAUCCUCUGUUUGCUUGAGCUUUUACUGAGUGAGACCCUGGCGCAUGAGUCUGGCCACACCAAGGCUACCCAGGGCAACUCAUUUAGAGUCACGGGUAUAAGAUUAAGAAAAGGGGGGGGGGAUAGUCACCUCCACAGGAAAGGAAGGGAUUUGACAAGGAAAGACAAUAAGUGGAAGAGACAUUAGGGAUAUGCGCUCAUACUUAAUCAGUUAUACAUUCAAUUCAGCUCAACGUAUUUUAAAACCGUAGAGAAAAAAUCUUUAAAAAAAAAAUAAGCACACGCUUGCUUGGCAGCCAGAGUUUGUUUUUUUUAGCUCUUUUUUUUGUUCUUUCUAAAACUGAACGCAACUAAAAAGAAGAUGAAGUUCUAACUGUAUGAAUAUACGAGAACUACUCUGUUGCACAUGUACCAUAGCCAUGCAUUUGUUCUUUGGACCUUCUGUUUACAAACACCAGUGUACUGUACGAGUCCAUCAAGGUUUCUCUGAAAAACUGUUUGUUUGUGUUGUCAACAUUAUCGGUGUACGAGCCUCCUCGGGGAGGGGGGCUUUAUAGCACUUUAGUAUUGUCAGUAUAGAUGUUGGAGGGGAGAGGGUGGGUAUUACAAUAGUCUUAUCUCAGCCAUUGCACUAUAGAAUCACAUCGCCUCCUGAUAAUUCCCUCUCCUCAUCCUCCCUCUGCGUUUUCACUGGCAGUACGUUUGUCCAGCCUGACGCUCCGACACAAGCGUGGCAAGCCCGAGGAUUGGGGAGGGGAGGGGAACAAACGCCCCCUCUACCGUCCUGACCAGUGAACCGUCCGUGACGACCAGCCAGGAGCGCAGGUCGCAUGCGUCAGGGCAUCUCAUCUGCCGCUGACGAGGUUAGCUGUUCAUCCGUCCCUGCUUCACUGUGUUACCCGGCCUCUGUUCUGUUUUUCAGGCUGAGGAUUUACUGGACAGGAAGUGGUCGUGUCAGUGCUGGCUCCACAUCUCAUGGAUACUUGUCCUUGAUCAAAUUUUGUUCAAGCAUUUUGCCUUAUUUACAGUUGCACCAGACUGUGCUGCGGGCGCUGGCGUAGACGAGCAGCUCGACAGCUGCCCCUCUGGCCCGACUUGUCUCAUGUCCCCAGUAUCUACGGGAAAGCUGACUGGUGGGAGUGCUGUUUGUUUGCGAAGGGAGAGGUGGCGCGUGUCCAGUUCAUCAGUGAGUGGCAGCAGCUCAGGGAACAGAGCAGGUGGUUUUAGUUGUGCGUUGGCGUGCACAUGGUCAGGAGGUUGUAUUUACUCGUCUGUCUUUCUUUCAUGUGUGGACACUGGAGAGGACCAGUGACAUUUUAGUGUGGCUUGAGCCAAAGAUCUUCUUCUUCAUCUCUUCGAUCACACACCCCGCGCGUUUCACUCUCACUUCCUGCAAGAUUAUAGAACUCAUUUUGACGCAUGUGCUGUCUAGCUUGUUAUCUAUCUAUGGUACGGAUUUUACUUCAUAAAUAUCUUUACUUGACAAUGCUGUUAUACUAGCUAACAAAUACGUCCUUCAUAUACAGAAUGCAUAGCAAAGCUACUUGCUUUAGGAUCGGUAAGGUUUGUUUCAGGCGACGUACGACCUGAGGCGUGUCAGAAGUGUUAUUGCAAAAAAAUUUGACGCCAACCUAUAUCAUUCUUUCUCCUUUGGGUGCUUUCUUACUGUGAUUAAAGCACAAGUGGGAUAGCGUGUGACACAUCCUCAAAGCAUGGGCCCUCUUCACCCAGUGUACAGUACCUGCGUGACAAGCAAGGUGACGCGACGCCGCUUACUAGCACGUGUGGAUAACUAAUCUUUAUUAACAGCUGAUAAACUAUUGAUUCUUAACAGAAAAGGUACAGAUUAAGGAAAACUGUCACAUCCACGGGAAUGGCGACGGGAAUGAGACGGAGGGGAUAGUCAAAGUGAACGUCACUGUGAGGGAUUUGUGCAGAUGAGGUUUAACAGUCUGCUUCGUUACUCCUAGGUGAUUUUUUUAAAAACAGCUAAAUGAUUUAAUGUCUCAGCUGUUGAUCCUGUUUUUGUGUGUGUGGUAGUGUGUGUUUAUAUAUCUAUAUAUCUAUAUAAGGAGAGGGAGGGCGGCAACAAAACUAAUCCUGUGCUUUAGCCUGUUGUAUAAGUUGACCAGUGUACACGUUUGAUUUGCUGUGUCUGAGUGAAUAAAUCUGCUGCAAGCCGAUCUUAACAUCAGUUAAUAUAAUCUGUGGAGUUCCUUGUCUUAAUACUUACAUGUGCAGGGAGUUAAAGGACAAAUUCAACAGUUUGGAAAAUGCAUUUACUUUCUUGCCAAGAGCUAAAAAGAUUGAUACCACACUCAAAUAAAUAUGAAGCUAACAUUACCGCCAGAAGCCGACAAACCUAGCAUACAGACUGGAAACUGCUGGUCUUAUUGUAGUAAUAUAAUGCACCUACCAGCUCCUCUAAAGCUCCCUAAUUAACAGGUUCUCUUGUUUGUUUAAUUCGUACAGAAACUUAAGUUACUGGUCCUGGCCAAGAAAUAGGUUGGUUUCCCCGUACUUAACUGAACCCAAACUUAACACCCUGCCAUGCUUAACCUCAACCCAGCCAGUUGUCUCUGCUAACCAUUACCUAACCUAAGCCCUAAAAAAGGAGACCCACUGGCAGCAAACAAAUAACAGUUUGCUGGCAAAUGCAACGUUCUGUGGGUGUUCACUGUAACUCCAACCCCAGAGGGCAGCAGUGCGGGAAACACUGUCCAAGGGGUGCGACAGACUUUGACACAAUACUUGUUCAUAACCCCCCCAAAAAAUGUUUUUACGCUUUGUGUUUUGCACACAUUAAACAAAGAUGUAACAUCUUAAUUAGAGAGCUUUAAAGGUGCUGGUAGGCAGACCUUUGUACAGAGCCCUGCUAGCUGUGUCCAGUUGUUAUGCUAAGCUAAGUUAGCCAGCUGCUUUAAGUGUGCAGACUCUCUGCAAGAGAGCGACCAAGUGUGUUUCCCCAAAUGUCGAACUUUAAAUGUUAUCGCUUUUGCGUUUUGUUUGACCGCCAGUUUCUGCACAUUGUUGAAAUAACUCAAAUGUUUUAAAGCUGAAGGGUCGUUACCCGGUGCCCUCGCCUGUGUAGGAGAAAGUCGUGCUUUAAGUGGUCCUAGUUUCAUCAUGUUUGCUGUUCUAACAUUUAAAUGUUUAACUGAAAGUUCAGAAAUGAAACCAGAGCCACACACACAUGGACAGAGCUUAUUUUACAGAAGGUACUAGGUUAUACAGAGAAUAUAUUUUUUAUGUUUUAGCCUUUAAUGCACUAGAGAGAGUUAAAAGAACUGUUAUUUUUUUCAUCAUGCUGCAUUUUUCCUAUUAGUAUUGUAUCAAUUUGAAGACUGACAAAAAGAACUACAUUUUCUUGUGUAUGCAUUAUGAGGAAUGCUCUGAAGUGACGUAGUGAGAGCCUGGUAUCUCCUGUAUAUAGUUUGACCUUUGUAUAUAUUUCUAGUUGUGAUCACCUCUGCCUUUUCUCUUUUCUUUUUUAAUUUUCUUUUGCAGGCAUUGCUAUCUGCACUGUGCUUGAAUCUGAAUUUAGACAGGAUGUACAGCUUCAAUGAAAUAAUGAUAAAUUAAGAAUGGUUAAACCCUUA